AUGAAGCCCCUGGUGGCUACAGCUAUACUGGUAGCCCUGAUGCAACUUUCUCAGACCUUCCCUGCCUGGUACCACAGAGGAUGGUUGAGACUGCUCAGAGAAGGAGAUCGCUGUGGAACAUGCCAUCUGGAACUCUGCUUUGUGCCCACAGCCUGUCCUGCUGGGACCAUACUAGACUCAUGCAGCUGCUGUCCUGAAUGUGGGAAUAUGGAAGAGCAGAUCUGUGACUUGGACAAAGGCAGUCAUUUCUAUGGACACUGCGGGGACAAGUUGGAGUGCCAGUUGGAUGUCAGUGGCAUCAAGUCUGGAGAAAUCCCUGAGGCACGAUGCACUUGCAAGUCUCAAGAGAGUGUAUGUGGACCUGAAGGGAAGACCUAUGAGGACAUUUGCCAGUUCAAUGAGGCUUAUGCAGGGAAGCGGAGAAAUGCAAGCAUAAAGCACGAAGGACCAUGCAAAUCAGCUCCUGUUAUUUCUUUGCCACCUCAAGACACCCAGAAUUUCACAGGAAAUGACAUCAUUUUUGGUUGUGAGGUAUCUGCAUAUCCCAUGCCACACCUUGAAUGGAAGAAGAAAGGAAAUAAAAUGUUUCUGCCAGGAGAUGAUGCUCAUAUUUCAAUAUAGGCAAGAGGUGGACCUCGGAAGCACAGUGUUUCUGGAUGGUUGCAAAUUCAAGGAAUCAAGAAAUUGGAUGAAGGCAUCUACAUAUGGCACAGUACCACUAGAACAAAGCUUAGUGGUGGUGGCACACACACUGUAUCCCUGACUAUCAUUCCUUGGGCUCCAUCUUCAAGACCUGCCAACAUUAUCAGGUCCCAAAGCUUAUCACCAACAUUUCGGAAUAUUCCUGGCAGCUGGAUCACAAGUGAUAGUACAGAUGAUGGAGACUAUUUUGAUUCUAUUGAAGAUGAGGACAGGCAGAAUAUGAAUCUGGGGACUAUGAAAAAUGAAACAAGUUCAGACUACUAA
Messenger RNA from Rhineura floridana, 966 nucleotides. RefSeq names its product kazal-type serine protease inhibitor domain-containing protein 1-like. NCBI's taxonomy places the organism in Eukaryota, Metazoa, Chordata, Lepidosauria, Squamata, Rhineuridae. The transcript is spliced from 7 exons. Gene Ontology annotation, biological process: regulation of cell growth; regulation of signal transduction. The record is from RefSeq and is a predicted model, not a curated record. Gene Ontology annotation, molecular function: insulin-like growth factor binding. Gene Ontology annotation, cellular component: extracellular region.